This is a messenger RNA of Parnassius apollo (apollo), 819 nucleotides long. Lineage: Eukaryota; Metazoa; Arthropoda; Insecta; Lepidoptera; Papilionidae. The record is from the annotation of a GenBank genome assembly.
AUGUUAGUAGUACGUGAUAAUUUGGCCACAGCGGCUAACCUAUGUAAAGAUAUUUGCGAUCUUAGUUGCCAGCCAGAGUUGGACGAUGAAUUAAGAAACAUUGGAAUAACCGGUGAGGAUGCUGUAGAAGCAAAAAAGGUUAUAAUAGAAUAUUUGGAAAAAGAUAAAGUUAAAGAGGAUAACUUGCUAAUUAAGCUGAUGAAGAAGACAAAUAUAGAUAAAGAUAAGUUACCAGCAGUUCAAAAUGCAGUAACAAGAGCUUUUAAGGGACGAAAUUUAAACCAAGCCACAUUCUUUGAUAUUAACAACAGCAAUAAUGCAGACGAGGCCACUAAAGCUGUCAAGCAUACUCUUGACUUGUACAGUAAAGCCGCUUCCAAUGUGGAACAUAAUCAGCAGGAGGAGAUUCAAGAUUUAUACACGUCGAACGACUGUACAUACAGUGAGACACAAUCAUUUACAUCUCCACCUUGUUCUUUCACACCAUUUUCUAUAACAAAAGAUCACUCAAUUGACAAUGGAUUGGAAAAAGAGCACCGCCUCAUUAAUUAUGAUCAAGGAUACAGUGAUAAACCAAUAUUUAAUAAACAACCAUCAAAGAAGCGAGUACACAUGCAUUUAUCUGAUACAGAAUGUGUUUUCGAUGAGAAAGUAUUAGAUGACUUUGAUAAAAGAGAAAUUGAUGAAAGCGUUCAACCGAUACCUGAAGAUAAUAAGAAAAUAUUGGAUCUAAUUGAUUAUGAUGAAAUGGUUGAAGAUGAAGCUGUAGACGCCGAUGAUGAAUCAGAAAUAUCAAUCGAAGAAGAGCAAUAUGAAUGA